AAAGUCUUAAUUGAAACUAACCCCAACAAUCUCAGUAGUAGCAAGUAGCAGCCAUGCCACCCAAGUCAGGACGUAACAAGGAUAAGCCCCAUCUUAACAUCGUUGUUAUUGGUCAUGUAGAUUCUGGUAAAUCUACCACCACCGGUCACUUGAUCUUCAAGUGCGGAGGUGUUGACGACAGAACUAUCGAAAAGUUCAAGAAGGAGGCUGCCGAGAUGGGUAAAGGAUCCUUCUGUUAUGCUUGGGUUCUGGACAAGCUGAAGUCCGAGCGUGAAAGGGGUAUCACAAUCGACAUCGCUCUUAUGCAGUUCGAGACUGACAAGUUCGAUGUUACCAUCAUUGAUGCUCCCGGACACAGAGAUUUCAUCAAGAACAUGAUUACUGGCACAUCGCAGGCCGAUGCUGCUGUUCUGAUUGUCGCCGCUGGUACUGGUGAAUUCGAAGCUGGAUACGCCAAGACUGGACAAACCAGAGAGCACCUGCUGCUUGCCUUCACUCUGGGAGUAAAGGAGGUUAUAAUUGCUGUUAACAAAAUGGACACCACCUCUCCCCCAUACAAUGAGGGUCGAUUCAAGGAAAUCCAGGGUGAGGUCAGCAACUACUUGAAGAAAAUCGGAUACCAGGUCCCUAGGAUUCCAUUCAUCCCCAUCUCAGGAUUCCACGGAGACAACAUGGUCGCCCCCAUCAAAGAUGAGCCCAACAACAUGAAAUGGUUCAAGGGAUCUACCGUCAAGAUCGGACCCAGAGGAAAGGAAAAGGAUAUUACCCUCAGGUGGCUGACUGAGGCCCUCGACAACGUAGCCCCACCAUCUCGACCCACCGACAAGGCUCUGAGACUGCCCCUUCAGGAUGUCUACAAGAUUGGAGGUAUUGGAACAGUCCCUGUCGGCCGAGUGGAAACUGGUAUCAUCAAGCCCGGUAUGAUCGUGUGCUUCGGACCUACUGGUCUGACCACUGAGGUAAAAUCUGUGGAGAUGCAUCACGAAGCUUUGCCUGAGGCAGAACCCGGUGACAAUGUUGGAUUCAACAUCAAGAACGUCGCUGUCAAAGAAAUCAAGAGAGGAUUCGUCGCAUCUAACUCCAAGGACGAUCCCUGCAAAGAGGCCGUCGACUUCGAAGCCCAGGUUAUCAUCAUGAACCAUCCUGGAAAGAUCAGCGCCGGUUACACACCCGUCCUCGAUUGUCACACUUCUCACAUCGCCUGCAAGUUCACAGAGAUCAAACAGAAGAUCGACAAGCGUACUGGCAAGAUGCUCGAAGAGAACCCCAAGGAGAUCAAAACUGGUGAUGCUUCCCUUUGCAUCCUGAAGCCAACCAAACCCAUGGUUGUGGAGACCUUCAAACAGUACGCUCCUCUCGGACGAUUCGCUGUCAGAGACAUGAAACAGACCGUCGCUGUAGGAGUUAUUAAGUCCGUCUGCAAGGGCGAAAGCACUGGCAAAUCAACCAAAUCAGCAGUUAAGGCAGCAAAAGCUAAAUAGAGUCUGAAACAAUCGAUGUUUUUAAAAUCUAAGCUUGGUUAAUAUUUAACUGCCUUGAAUUGUUGAAAAAUUGUUUUAUUUUUUACCCCACCAAUGAAAUGUUUUAUUUGACUAAACCGA
Bolinopsis microptera is the source of this 1601-nucleotide messenger RNA. Its product is annotated as elongation factor 1-alpha-like. NCBI's taxonomy places the organism in Eukaryota, Metazoa, Ctenophora, Tentaculata, Lobata, Bolinopsidae. The transcript has 3 exons. Gene Ontology annotation, molecular function: GTPase activity; translation elongation factor activity; GTP binding. The record is from RefSeq and is a predicted model, not a curated record. Gene Ontology annotation, biological process: translational elongation; translation. Bases 54 to 1481 code for a protein of 475 amino acids.